AUGCAGGCAGGUGGGCAGAGUGGGGCAAAGGACGGGGGGCGGGGGGGUCCUGGAGGAGGGGGACUGUCUUGCUUUGCUUUCUGUAUCUCCAACACUUAUUGGCCGCGUGAUGCUAAGCAAGUCACUCAGCCUCUGGCAGCCUCAGUUUGCUCAUUUGUACCCUCGGUCCCGGCAACACGCCAGACUCCAAGACGCUGUGUUUUGAGUACAGAGAGCCCGCCCCCGCCACCCCGCCUCCAACCAAUGACCAGUCUCUUUGAAGGACGCCUGUCAAGGCCUCCUCCCGGGGGGAGGCUAAAACUUCCUGUCCCGCGCUCGAACAGCUUCCGGCGGGAGGCGGAAGCCUCGCUUCUGGGCAGAGUCAGGGAGCUGGGACUGCUGGCCGCCCAGGACGAGAAGGUUGGAAAUACGGCCAAAUGUUUUCUGGUUGACCGCUGCUAUGAUGAUGAUGCUGAAGAGGAGACAGAGGAAGAGGAAGAAGAAGAGGAGGAUGAAGAAAAGGAGGAAGAUGAGGAUUACUAUCUUAUCCAGGAGGCUAUGGCUGUAUUUGAGAGGCUUAAGAACAUAGACUGCCCCUUCCUUGAGGGCCUUUGUAUUACUGAACCAAAGACAAUCAAGUAGCUCCUGUGUACUCCCUGUUGCACCAGGCUGGGAGAGGAAUGCAGGCCAGCACAGACCAGGCCCCAGCAAACCUGGAGCAGCCCUCAGGGGACUAAAUGGGCCCCAGCAAACAUGGAGUAGGCCUCAGGGGACUGAAUCCCAGGCAGCUGUGGUGGUUUCCAGACUUCUCAACCUACAAACACCAAAGACAGCCUAGAAGGUCUGUCAAACCUGGGUGAGAGAGGAGCACAGUCCAGCCCUCACCCCUGUACAGCCCAGGGGCAGCUGCUUCCAGAGCUCUCAACCCACAGACAGUAAGAGGAUUGAACAGCUAAUCAGAAGGAGAUUACAGAGGUCU
Messenger RNA from Vombatus ursinus (common wombat), 958 nucleotides. Its product is annotated as YTH domain-containing protein 1-like. Bases 1 to 621 code for a protein of 206 amino acids. NCBI's taxonomy places the organism in Eukaryota, Metazoa, Chordata, Mammalia, Diprotodontia, Vombatidae. The transcript is spliced from 6 exons. The record is from RefSeq and is a predicted model, not a curated record.